AUGAAGUUCUCGCAUAGUAUUCAGUUUAAUGCUGUGCCCGAUUGGAGCUCGAACUACAUCGCGUACAGCAAUUUGAAGAAAUUGAUCUACACCCUCGAGAAACAGGUCAAUCGCGUUGAGGGACCGUCUACCACAGAUGUAGAGUCCGCUCCGCUGCUGGGCGCUGAGCCGAGCAACCCGGAUGCAAUCUUUAAAAGGGCUCUUGACGUUGAGAUGGAUAAGAUCUGUUCCUUCUAUCAGAAGAAGGAGGCGGAGAUUUUUGAACUCGCAGAUGAGCUCAUAAAAGACGCUGGUGUAUAUCUUUCCGAAACGGACGGUGUUAAUAUGGACCCCGUCAGCGAGACAAUCAUAAAGGCAAGCUCCCGCCGCGGCAACAAUGUCUCGGCUCCGCGCCGGCGGUCUAGUGCUGUGAGCAAUGACUCGAUGGCGGACGAUGAAGGAGAAGGUGGUGAUAGCGACGACGAUCGUUCCCCGGCGGCCGUCUCACAUCGCCCGAGAGUGUCGCAGUCGAUCGAUGGCGAGUCUGGCACGGAGGACCACUACGGUGAUUUGGUAGACUCUUCCUACUUUGGACCGGCGACCAGCCGAGAACCGCACGAGUCGUACUUGAACGACGAGGAUUUCCGCGCUCUUUAUAAUACCGGUAUAUCGUUAAAAAAGCGCCUGAUCGAAUGCUACGUCUCACUCUGCGAACUUCGCUCCUUCAUCGAGCUGAACAAGACUGGCUUCGCCAAGGCCCUGAAGAAGUAUGACAAAACCUUGGACCGCAGCCUGCGCCGAGACUACCUAGCCACUGUUGUCCAUCCCGCACCACCUUUCACUGAAAGUACCAUGGCUGAAAUCGAUCGCCAUAUUGAGAACGUGGAGGGUGUGUACGCGGGCAUCGUCACGAAGAACGAUAAACAGUCUGCUAGGCGCGAGCUGCGUCUGCAUCUGCGUGAGCAUGUCGUUUGGGAGCGGAACACUGUCUGGCGCGAGAUGAUCGAAAUCGAACGACGUGCGCAGGCCGCCAAUGUUGGUAUUCGCCGGACCCUCCUGGGCGGCGAUGACCCGGCUAGCUCCCGGCGCCAGGGCGACAAGAACGAGAUCCGCACCCAGGAGAUGUCAACCCCGCUUGGUCGAUUCCAGUUUCCGUUAUGGCUCUGUAGCUUGAGCUUUGGUACGCUGAUAUUUAGUAUCGCCAUAUUCGGCGUAAUGCUUUCCUUGAACGUGAUGGAAACUCCCGAGGAGCAGAACUGCUUGGCUAUGCUAGUCCUCGUUAGUAUCUUGUGGGCCACUGAGGCCAUUCCGCUGUUUGUCACUUCGCUUCUUAUCCCAUUCCUAGUCGUGACUCUAGGCAUCAUGCGGUCAGACGAAGAGCCGCACACGCGGCUGGGACCCAAGGAAUCAGUCGGCAAGGUGUUCGCGGCGAUGUGGACUCCUGUGAUUAUGCUACUCCUGGGUGGUUUCUCAAUCGCAGCGGCGCUGUCCAAGUACGACAUCGCACGGCGCAUGGCCAUGUUUGUGCUAAGCAAAGCUGGAUCGAAGCCAUCUGUGAUGUUAUUGACCAACAUGUUUGUGAGUAUGUUCUUGAGUAUGUGGAUCAGCAAUGUUGCGUCCCCUGUGCUCUGCUACUCUAUCAUCCAGCCUUUGCUGCGCAACAUGCCUCCCGAGUCGGACUUCGCCAAGGCACUCGUGCUGGGUAUCGCGUUAGCCGCCAAUGUCGGUGGUGCAGCGUCCCCGAUUGCCUCGCCGCAGAAUAUCAUUGCCCUGCAGAACAUGCAGCCGAACAUCAGCUGGGGCACAUGGUUCUUCAUCGCAUUGCCCGUCUGCAUCAUCUCCAUUCUACUCAUCUGGGUUCUGCUGCUGGUGACAUUCCGCCCGGGCCGCAACUCAACCGUGAUGCCCAUCCGCCCUGUCAAAGACCGCUGGACCGGCAUGCAGUCCUUUAUCAGCAUCGUCACGCUCCUGACGAUCGUCCUCUGGUGCGCCAGCCACCAGCUCGAGCACAUUUUCGGCGACAUGGGCGUCAUCGCCAUCAUCCCUCUCGUCAUCUUCUUCGGCACCGGCAUCCUCAACAAAGAGGACUUCAACAACUUCCUCUGGACGAUCAUAAUCCUCGCCGCCGGUGGUCUGUGUCUGGGCAAGGCCGUCACUUCAUCGGGCUUGCUGCACACCAUCGCCAUGGGUAUCACCGCGCGUGUCGAGAACCUCAGCCUAUACAGCGUCCUCUUAGUCUUCUGUUCUCUCAUCCUUGUCAUGGCCACCUUCAUCUCGCAUACCGUCGCCGCCCUUAUCAUCCUACCGCUUGUCCGCCAGAUCGGCGUUAGCAUGGAAAAUCCUCACCCCAACUUGUUGGUCAUGGCUAGUGCCUUGAUGUGCUCUGUUGCGAUGGCAUUGCCCACGAGUGGAUUCCCUAAUAUGACUGCUAUCAUGACUGAAGUACCUCAGACCGGCCAGCGAUAUCUCCAAGUCCACCAUUUCCUGACCCGCGGCAUCCCGGCCAGUCUCAUGUGCUUUGUGGUUAUUGUCACAAUUGGAUACGGACUGAUGUAUGUUGCGGGUUUGUAG
Messenger RNA from Penicillium roqueforti, 2550 nucleotides. RefSeq names its product putative plasma membrane phosphate transporter Pho87. The record is from RefSeq and is a predicted model, not a curated record. The transcript has 4 exons. Gene Ontology annotation, biological process: phosphate ion transport; monoatomic anion transmembrane transport; polyphosphate metabolic process. Bases 1 to 2550 code for a protein of 849 amino acids. Gene Ontology annotation, molecular function: phosphate transmembrane transporter activity. NCBI's taxonomy places the organism in Eukaryota, Fungi, Ascomycota, Eurotiomycetes, Eurotiales, Aspergillaceae. Gene Ontology annotation, cellular component: membrane.